GCAUUUGCGCAUAACGAUGUCAUUUUGGAGUUUGGAGUCAAAACUAACAUAACCUGAAAGUGAAAGGUAAAAGGUUAUGUUUAUAUUCUUUUGAGUUUAUCAAUGUUUCAAAUUUUUGUUGGAAGAAACAUUUCUAAUUGUAAUAAUUUCCAAACUAUCCUCAUCUAAAGCGUUAUCACUCAUGGAUUAUUUUUUAUUUGAGUAUUUAUUACCUAUUCAUGCAUUAUCAUAAAAAUUAUCUGAUUUGGCUCAUUUUUUAAAAAUGGAAGAAAACAGUGACUUAUUUCAAUCAAAGUUCGAUUCGGAAACAAUAAAUAAGUUAUCAAGUGGAGUACAAGAUCUUCAAAGUAAAGAUUUCCUGAAUUUGCGGCAUCUCAUCUCAGAGGCUUUAUUGAAACAAGAUCAAAUGGUCGCAAAUCUUACUCAGACGAACAAGUGCAAUAAGUUUGAAGAAAACAAUGAUUUAAGUGUCAUGUUUACAAAGGCCAAAUCUUGUGAUGCCAAGCUGAAAAGUCUCAAGCGUAAAAUGACUGAACUAAGUAAUCGCUCUAAAUCAUUAAAGAAAAGAGCACUUCAUAUCCACCAAACAAAACAGCAGGAAACUUUGAAUAGGAUUCAGGAAGAAGACGCGAGAGUAAGUAGGGAAGAACGUAUGAUAGCAAAGCCAAAAAGAGACACAUGAUAAUAAAUCGAUUGCAUAUAAGAUAUAUAACGUUAUUCAAUUAUAUACAGAUGUUAUUAUUGAUUAAUUACAAAAAUAUGUUUGUAUAACAUUUUCCACAAAACAUGGAGCAAUAAAAUAGUUUUAUCAGA
Molecule: messenger RNA, 813 nt
Organism: Nilaparvata lugens (brown planthopper)
Lineage: Eukaryota; Metazoa; Arthropoda; Insecta; Hemiptera; Delphacidae
Product: biogenesis of lysosome-related organelles complex 1 subunit 6
Exons: 5
Coding region: 263-682 (139 amino acids)
Biological process (GO): intracellular transport
Cellular component (GO): transport vesicle; BLOC-1 complex; extrinsic component of membrane
Source: RefSeq, a predicted model, not a curated record